UGCUGUACAAAAACAACCUGUCUUUCGACUGCAGUGACAGUCAAUGAUGUGUUCAGGAGCUCUUAUUGGGUUACUCUUUUGCCUACAUAAGAUAUGGCAUUUGCAGCAGCUGCUGGAGUUUCCUUUAGUGAUGUUAGUCUCAUGAAGCAAAACAAGAAGAGUAAAAGAGCUUCUGCGUCAUUCCCAUUUAUCAAGCCAGAUCUGAGUGCUGCUGAGAAUGUUGUUGAAAAACUCAAACAAUUUGGGAAGGACUGUUACCAGCGGUUCAACUUCAAAAUACCAGCCACUGAAAGCAUUCAGCAAAAGGACAACUCGCUUGAUGAGUCAAAGGACAUUAUCAGAAACCUGGCUUCUGAACUGGACAGAUUGAUACAGUCAAAGAUGUUCAACUUGAUAACUCAAAAGUUCAAAAAUAAAGGAACUAAAGAAGAGCAGGAUGAACACCAAUAUUAUAUUUUGCAAUGGGCUGAAGAUCUCGAGAACACACAGACUAAACAACUGGACAAGCAAGAGAUUCAACAGACCUGUUCAGAGCAGUUGUCGAACAGUGAAAUUAAAUUUAACAAAGCAAAACAAAUUUUGUCUGACUGGUCUUGGAAACUGAAAGACAUGGAACAGAACUCAAUAUUUCAAAAGAGGGGAUGUGAAGAAACACUGAGGGAUCUCCACAAAGAAUCGAAACAGGGAGAGUCCAGCAUACUCCCAGUGAUGGACUGGAUAAUAUGGACUGUAAUACAGUCAGGAAGCUCUGAGGAGUCAAACCACAGACAGUGGGUGAAGAGAAAACAGAGCAAAACGCAAAACGCCAAAAAUGCAGUUGGAUUACGCAUUCCUACCCCAGUUUGGAACUGGAUCACAAAAUCAACAGCUGUUGUUACUCUGGAUCCAAACACAGCCAACCCAGAACUCCUAGUCUCUAAAGAUGGAAAAUCUUUGAGGGCAAAAGAAUAUGGUCUCAAUAGCUGGAAUGGGUUCCAAUGGAAGCGUUCGAAAUUUGAUGGCUGGACUUGUGUCCAAGCUAAAGAGGGUUAUAAUACAGGUAGCCAUUACUGGGAGGUAGAUGUGAAGAAGAAACAUGAGUGGCGGGUGGGAGUUGUGAAGGAAUCAGCUCCUCGUAAUGGCUAUGUGACCAUGAACACAAAAACAGGCUACUGGAAUCUGCGUCUGCAGAUGGGUACUUUGAUGGCUUUGACUGAACCAGUCAGCAAACUCAACAUACAAACUCCCUCUAAGGUAGGAGUUUAUCUGGACAUUGAAGAGGGCCACAUCUCCUUCUAUGAUGCUGAGAAAAGAAGACAUAUUUACACAUUUAAAACAGAGUUUAGUGAGACAGGAAACAUUUACCCAAUGUUUGGCACCGUUGAGACAGACAGAGCGUUGGUGAUUUUAUCAUAAAAUGUACUUCAUUUAGGUUAAAGGUGGGGUAUGUGAUUUUCUUUUAUGACCAUUUUUUUCAAAAUCACUUGAUAUCCUAACCCACUUACAGCCACUGAGUUAGAAGCACUGAAAUGAAAAUUAAGUGAAACGGGCCGGACUCGAAAAACCCCAGCCAAUCAUUUCCAAGACAACCUAGAAUCAUUGGACAUCAAUCAAACGGUCGUAUUGUGACCCAGUCACAAUAAGUGCAAGAUGCCCAGGUACAGAGAGAGAGAGAGAGUAUUUGCUAUCUCAUACAUCUGAGUUUUGCAGAUGCAUGAUUUCAUGUCCAUGUUCUUUGAAUGGGUGGAGUCAGGGCCAGCGUUGGAGGAAAGAAGGUAGGAUCUUUUGAGUUGUGUAUUUUCAAAAUCUGCCGGCCGUUUUUGCAAAUCCCAUACCCUACCUUUAAUACACCUUGUCCUUCCUUCUGUAUCAAGUUUAAAGUUGAGAUUUAAAAAGAAGGCACACGUUUGUUGUAUAGCCUGUGCUUUGUUGUAUAUACUGUAUGUAUGCUUAAUAUGAACAUUGUCAUGUCAUUCUUCUGUUUGUUCAUUAAAGAAGUUCUGGCAGUA
Messenger RNA from Pimephales promelas (fathead minnow), 1988 nucleotides. RefSeq lists its product as uncharacterized. Lineage: Eukaryota; Metazoa; Chordata; Actinopteri; Cypriniformes; Leuciscidae. The record is from RefSeq and is a predicted model, not a curated record. Gene Ontology annotation, molecular function: protein binding.